GUCUGCAUCAAUUAGACGUUCAUUUGUCAAUAUUGUCGCUUUGUUCUGUGGACAAAUCAAUAUUUCUCCGUGGAUUAGUUCACAGUAUAAAUCGUUCGAGUAAAUAUUGUUAAGCGUCACAGGAAUCAAUUGAGUGAAGUGUUUCAGCCAAGCAGAAAUUGCCAUCGAAGCUUUCGAUUGCCAUUGGCACAUAGCGUUAAUUGUCAAAUUGUGUGACCGUUUAAGUCGCCGGACCAUACGACAUAUUCGCAAAACUAGAAAUAUUUUAUCAGUCUUUACUAAUCAGGAUUGUAAGCUGAGCCUUUCAGGAAUAUGAAGGCUUUGAAACUUCAUUUGGUUCGCGUUUCGCCUUGUUGUCGCGUCGUUUGGCUGUAUUUAUUACAGAACGAAAUCCCUUUUGAGUUAAUCGAUGUUGACAUAUUCGCGCGAAUCAACGACAAAAGCUCAAAGUUUGAAUUAGCUGAUGGCGACCACAGACGAUUACCGAUUAUUGAAGAUGAGCAAAAAAGUAUAGUCGGAAUCGUUCCUUGUCUUCGUCAUCUCGACAUAAAAUAUCCCGAACGACACAAAGGCUGGCACGAAGACCCACUAGUAAAGUCCAAGAUAUACAAUAUCUUAGAAUGGGCUGCAGCUGAACUACACAGUUUGAUUGGUUACCAACUUGUUUACCCACAAUUCCUUGGAACAUCCCAAGAAAAUGACCUGAAUGUCAAGGAAGCGAUGAAGAAGACUGUCGGCGUUCUGGAAUCGAUGGAGAAAAAAUAUUUUGCACGAGAUUCAAAAUUUAUGAUCUGUGUCAGCAAACCAACUGUGGCAGAUUUUUAUGUUGCCACGGUGAUAAUUCAACUUGAAUGGAUGGAGAGCAUCGACAUGAAAUUAUGGCCGUCAAUUCAUUCUUGGUUAAAUGAGAUUCAAAAACAAGAACAUUGGGACACUGUUCAUGCAAAGCACGUAGAGUUUGUAAAAUCACUGAAAAAUGUUCCCCUUGAAUUAACGUGAAAUGUUCGUCAAUAGGGAAAUCCUUGGGAUUUCGUUUGUAAUAAUGUAUUUCAGUUAAGCUCUGAUCUGGAAUAGAUUGAUCAAUUAGUAAGAUAGCGCAGUAACGGAUCCAGUGUUUAAAAUUAAUUAUUUAAGAUCUAUGAAUUUCGAAAAAACAUAAUUAUACUCAUACUCUGUAAGGUAUUUUGAAAUGUAUACAUGACACCUCAAGGUUUUUGUGAGCACAAUGACAAGGCUAUAUCUAUCAUAUUAUGAAUAAAUGAUAUAUCUUGCAGACUUUUCCUCCACACUGGAAAGGCUGUAAUUAUUUUCCGCCA
Xenia sp. Carnegie-2017 is the source of this 1316-nucleotide messenger RNA. RefSeq lists its product as uncharacterized. The record is from RefSeq and is a predicted model, not a curated record. Gene Ontology annotation, cellular component: cytoplasm. Gene Ontology annotation, molecular function: glutathione transferase activity. Gene Ontology annotation, biological process: glutathione metabolic process. The coding region runs from base 313 to 999 and encodes 228 amino acids. NCBI's taxonomy places the organism in Eukaryota, Metazoa, Cnidaria, Anthozoa, Malacalcyonacea, Xeniidae. The transcript has 4 exons.